This is a messenger RNA of Diachasma alloeum, 2603 nucleotides long. RefSeq lists its product as uncharacterized. The transcript is spliced from 4 exons. The coding region runs from base 1 to 2016 and encodes 671 amino acids. The record is from RefSeq and is a predicted model, not a curated record. NCBI's taxonomy places the organism in Eukaryota, Metazoa, Arthropoda, Insecta, Hymenoptera, Braconidae.
AUGGAAGACGGAGUGGGAGAAUUUAAAAUACCGAGGACGAAGAUAUUUCUGGUGUUUGCAUCUUUGGUAUUGAAGUUCUAUUGUCAUUUAUCAGGAAUACUGUCGCAGCAGGGGGAACUUGCGAUCAUGAAUUUAUUAGGAGUAAUAAAUAGCGUGCGAGAUUGGCUGAACGUCAAUUGGCAGUAUCAAGUCGACGAAAUAUCGAAAUUGCCACUGUCCCAUAACAACUCCAAUCCCAACUAUGAGGAGUGUGUGAAAACCGUCCUGAAGUGGGUCGUGAUGACACGGAUGAUAAUAGCGCACCUGUACACAGCGACGUACAUCGCAAACUUUUAUCCAAUUUUAACCUUAUGCCGGGGACGAUUGUUGGUUCCCUGGUUGGCGAUGAGUGCUGUUAAAAACUUUAUCCUGGAGGUCAUUGUCCUCGUGGUCGUUGUGCUUUUGUACCUGCAGAAUCAUCUGUCCAUUUACUUACUGUGCGAAUUUUUUAUUCACAAAUUGGUGACGCUUGCGCCUGCAGUAUACAACUGGCUGACGAUAAACUCCUUCUACACCGAAUUAAAGUCGCUAAAUCAUCGAAAGCUAGCUAGACUCAAUACCUCAAUAUUCUAUCAAAAGUCUUCAAUAGUCUACAAGCACCCGAACGUCAUAAUAGGGCUCCCAAUGCAGGCCACAAAUCCCAAUUAUCCGCAAGAGCUCUUUAAUUCAGGCUCGGGCCCUCCGAUGAGAGUCACAUCUCUCGCAAAUUACCGCCACCCACUCUCUGACCCCCCCGGAAACCUCAGACUGACAAAAUCCUUAUCCUUCGCCUCGAUCGACCGAAGAGAAAUCGACUCCCUCAUUACCGAAAAUGCGCAGUCUCAUGCAAGAAAACUUCAGGGGGCAAUCAGUGAAGCUUCAACAUCAUCACCCUGCGGUUGUUCCCUCCGCGAUGAUCAGGAAUUUCUCGAUUUAAAUAACAAGACAUCGGAGGAAACGGUCUUUACAGAUCAACGCACAGAGACAAUCGAUCCCCCGGAAUCGUCUUUUCUCCCUCAAGACUGGUUUUUAAAAAAGAUGAAUGACAGAUAUAAAUUGAGUGACUACACAAAUCUCCUGAAUCAAUACAACGAUGGCGAGUCUUCCAGAUGGUCAUCUAACGAAGAAGUGAACGAUGAAGAGUCCGCUACCACCAUAAUCAAGACUGUACCUGACGAAGUCCCCAAAACGUCGAAGCCAUCGACUAAAAUGGACUCGAUCCAGUGGCGAAGGCGACUUGAGAUCAUCGGAUCGUCCUUCGAGUCGACUCUCCAGUAUUACAAUCAAUCCUACGACUCCCGAUCCUCAAAAUUAUCCAUGAAUGACUUUGGAUUGAGCCGAAGUUGGAUUCUAGAUGGAAUGAUAAUCACAGGAACUGUGAAUAAUAGAAAGACGUCGAGUCAGGGGUUGAACACGAACGUGAAGAGACUUGAGAGGGUGGAGAUUGAGGCUUUGAAGGCGUAUAAUAAGAAAACGCUAUGGGAGGAUCGACUGAAUCGUCAGAAAUUGAAGGGAGAUCUUGAGAAAUCACGGAGGGGCUCGAAUGAAUUAUCGAAGAAGGAGGAAGAGUGCGAAAGGGAGGUCCAAAGGGAAAGAAAGUACGAAGUUACGAGCUUGAGCAUUAAAAAGGUCAUUGCCAGUCUCGAUUGGUCCCUGGGGGCUUUCCCAAUUGAUCUCUCCUAUCGAGGCGAACUGAAUUCCGGACAAAUUACCGAUGGACAUGAUGAUGAGCCGUUGGUAGCUAAUCUUGCCUCAGAUAACACGAGAAACACCACGGAAUUACUUCUGUUUGCCUUUGGUUUCAGUGACAGGAGUGGAUUCGGCGAGUGGAAUCCAACGUCAGACAUUUAUUCUUCAUCUGAAGAAAUACCCAAUGUCUUCUUUGAGAUUAUUAAAACAGCCAGAGUGAGGGCUAUUAAACACGACUGUAACUGCCGGAGUACAGCCGAUGUGGAUUAUGGAGAAAAUUAUUGGGGGAAUGUCAAAUACAUCACGUAGUUGGAAAGAUUUAAUAAUUUUCUGCUCAUACAGUUGAGCGAUAGGCGAACAUAAAUUUAAACGAAAUGACGAAAGACACUGAUCUAGGUCAGUCACAUGUUCCUCGUGAGAAUUGAAAAAACUGUUUAUAUAAUUCGCUCGUUUAUUCGUUGAAAUGUGGAGAUAAUUUAUUACUCUUUAAUCGUCAUGAAUUUAACAACGCAGGGUCGACGAAAGAAGUUUCGUCAGUUAAAAAUGAUCACCAUCCACUAUUCAUUUUUAUUAAUGGGUUAGUAUAUCGUAGACCCAUUAAUACUACAUCGCUGUAUUGAGCUCAUUAACACAGUUUGUCUUUGGUUCCACUAUCAAUGAAUGGACCCCAACAUCAGACAUUCAUUCUUCAUCUGAAGAAAUAUCCAGCGCGUUCUUCGAGAUAAUGAAAACAGCCAGGAUUAUUAAACCCAAGUGUAAUUAUCGAAAAACACCGGAUGUAAAUCAUGAAGAAAUUAUUGGAGGAAUGUGAAAUAAACUAAAUCACCCAAUCUCAAGAUAAUUCCUGCUCAAGCAAUUAACUUAAUGUAGACCAUAAACUUCAACGGAAUGAUGAA